Molecule: messenger RNA, 2823 nt
Organism: Knipowitschia caucasica
Lineage: Eukaryota; Metazoa; Chordata; Actinopteri; Gobiiformes; Gobiidae
Source: the annotation of a GenBank genome assembly
AUGGUCUGUAAAUCUGUCAUCUUUCCACUUCCUCCUCUCUCCCUGUCCUCCUCCUGUGUGCUCCUCCUGUGUGCUCCUCCUGUGUGCUCCUCCUGUGUGCUCCUCCUGUGUGCUCCUCCUGUGUCCUCCUCCUGUGUGCUCCUCCUGUGUGCUCCUCCUGUGUGCUCCUCCUGUGUCCUCCUCCUGUGUGCUCCUCCUGUGUCCUCCUCCUGUGUGCUCCUCCUGUGUGCUCCUCCUGUGUGCCCCUCCUGUGUGCUCCUCCUGUGCCCUCCUCCUGUGUCCUCCUCAUGUGUGCUCCUCCUGUGUGCUCCUCCUGUGUGCUCCUCCUGUGUGCUCCUCCUCUCUCCUCCUGUGUGCUCCUCCUGUGUCCUCCUCCUGUGUCCUCCUCCUGUGUGCUCCUCCUGUGUCCUCCUCCUGUGUGCUCCUCCUGUGUGCUCCUCCUGUGUGCUCCUCCUGUGUGCCCCUCCUGUGUGCUCCUCCUGUGUGCUCCUCUCUCCUCCUCCUGUGUCCUCCUCCUGUGUGCUCCUCCUGUGUGCUCCUCCUGUGUGCUCCUCCUGUGUGCCCCUCCUCUCUCCUCCUCCUGUGUGCUCCUCCUGUGUGCUCCUCCUGUGUGCCCCUCCUGUGUGCUCCUCCUCUCUCCCUGUCCUCCUCCUGUCUCCUCCUCCUGUGUCCUCCUCCUGUGUCCUCCUCCUGUGUCCUCCUCCUGUGUGCUCCUCCUGUGUCCUCCUCCUGUGUGCCCCUCCUGUGUGCUCCUCCUCUCUCCCUGUCCUCCUCCUGUGUCCUCCUCCUGUGUCCUCCUCCUGUGUGCUCCUCCUGUGUGCUCCUCCUGUGUGCUCCUCCUGUGUGCCCCUCCUGUGUGCUCCUCCUGUGUGCUCCUCCUGUGUGCUACUCCUGUGUCCUCCUCCUGUGUGCUCCUCCUGUGUGCUCCUCCUGUGUGCUCCCCCUGUGUGCUCCUCCUGUGUGCUCCUCCUGUGUCCUCCUCCUGUGUGCUCCUCCUGUGUGCCCCUCCUCUCUCCUCCUCCUGUGUGCUCCUCCUGUGUGCUCCUCCUGUGUGCUCCUCCUGUGUGCCCCUCCUGUGUGCUCCUCCUGUGUGCUCCUCCUGUGUGCUCCUCCUGUGUCCUCCUCCUGUGUGCUCCUCCUGUGUGCCCCUCCUGUGUGCUCCUCCUGUGUGCUCCUCCUGUGUGCCCCUCCUGUGUGCCCCUCCUCUCUCCUCCUCCUGUGUGCUCCUCCUGUGUGCCCCUCCUCUCUCCUCCUCCUGUGUGCUCCUCCUGUGUGCCCCUCCUCUCUCCUCCUCCUGUGUGCUCCUCCUGUGUGCCCCUCCUCUCUCCUCCUCCUGUGUGCUCCUCCUGUGUGCUCCUCCUGUGUGCCCCUCCUGUGUGCUUCCCCCUCUCUCCCUGUCCUCCUCCUGUGUCCUCCUCCUGUGUCCUCCUCCUGUGUCCUCCUCCUGUGUCCUCCUCCUGUGUGCUCCUCCUGUGUGCCCCUCCUGUGUGCCCCUCCUGUGUGCUCCUCCUGUGUGCUCCUCCUGUGUGCUCCUCCUGUGUGCUCCUCCUGUGUCCUCCUCCUGUGUGCUCCUCCUGUGUGCUCCCCCUUUGUGCUCCUCCUGUGUGCUCCUCCUGUGUCCUCCUCCUGUGUGCUCCUCCUGUGUGCCCCUCCUCUCUCCUCCUCCUGUGUGCUCCUCCUGUGUGCUCCUCCUGUGUGCCCCUCCUGUGUGCUCCUCCUGUGUGCCCCUCCUCUCUCCUCCUCCUGUGUGCUCCUCCUGUGUGCCCCUCCUCUCUCCUCCUCCUGUGUGCUCCUCCUCUCUCCUCCUCCUGUGUGCCCCUCCUCUCUCCUCCUCCUGUGUGCUCCUCCUCUCUCCUCCUCCUGUGUGCUCCUCCUCUCUCCUCCUCCUGUGUGCUCCUCCUCUCUCCUCCUCCUGUGUGCUCCUCCUCUCUCCUCCUCCUGUGUGCCCCUCCUCUCUCCUCCUCCUGUGUGCUCCUCCUCUCUCCUCCUCCUGUAGCACCAACCACUCCUUCAGACACCAUCAACCACACCAUCAUACACCAUCAACCACUCCAUCAGACCAACCACACCAUCAGACCAACCACUCCUUCAGACACCAUCAACCACUCCAUCAUACACCAUCAACCACUCCAUCAGACACCAUCAACCACCAUCAACCACUCCAUCAGACACCAUCAACCACCAUCAACCACACCAUCAGACACCAUCAACCACCAUCAACCACACCAUCAGACACCAUCAACCACACCAUCAGACACCAUCAACCACACAAUCAGACACCAUCAACCACACCAUAAGACACCAUCAACCACACCAUCAGACACCAUCAACCACACAAUCAGACACCAUCAACCACACCAUAAAACACCAUCAACCACACCAUCAGACACCAUCAACCACACCAUAAGACACCAUCAACCACACCAUCAGACACCAUCAACCACACCAUCAUACACCAUUAACCACACCAUCAACCACACCAUCAGACACCAUCAACCACACCAUCAUACACCAUCAACCACACCAUCAUACACCAUCGCCCACACCAUCAUACACCAUCAACCACACCAUCAUACACCAUCAACCACACCAUCAUACACCAUCAACCACACCAUCAUACACCAUCGCCCACACCAUCAUACACCAUCAACCACACCAUCAUACACCAUCAACCACACCAUCAGACACCAUCAACCACACCAUCAUACACCAUCGCCCACACCAUCAUACACCAUCAACCACACCAUCAUACACCAUCAACCACACCAUCAGACACCAUCAACCACACCAUCAGACACCAUCACAGACGUCACACUGUGGUGA